Molecule: messenger RNA, 1710 nt
Organism: Cariama cristata (Red-legged seriema)
Lineage: Eukaryota; Metazoa; Chordata; Aves; Cariamiformes; Cariamidae
Product: zinc finger protein 236-like
Exons: 10
Biological process (GO): regulation of transcription by RNA polymerase II
Cellular component (GO): nucleus
Molecular function (GO): DNA-binding transcription factor activity, RNA polymerase II-specific; RNA polymerase II cis-regulatory region sequence-specific DNA binding
Source: RefSeq, a predicted model, not a curated record
AUGAUGUUCUGACACUGAAUACAGAGAACAGUAAUUUUCCCUGCCAAGUACCUAACUUCCGUAAGUGUGAGAUCUGUUUGCUGUCUUUUCCGAAAGAGUCCCACUUCCAGCGCCAUAUGAGGGAUCAUGAGCAAAAUGACAAGCCUCACCGAUGUGACCAGUGUCCGAUGUCAUUUAAUGUUGAAUUCAACUUGACACUUCAUAAAUGUACUCACAAUGGUGAAGAUCCUACGUGUCCUGUGUGCAACAAGAAAUUCUCCAGGGUAGCCAGCCUGAAAGCUCAUAUAAUGUUGCAUGAGAAGGAAGAGAAUCUUAUCUGUUCAGAGUGUGGAGAUGAAUUUACUUUACAGAGUCAGCUGUCCAUACACAUGGAAGAACAUCGUCAAGAAUUGGCAGGCAGUAGGAUCCACAGCUGCAAAUCUUGCAAAAAGGAAUUUGAAACUUCCUCACAGCUAAAGGAGCAUAUGAAAACUCACUAUAAAAUAAGGGUAUCAAAUACCAGAUCUUACAACAGAAACAUUGACAGAAGUGGCUUUACUUAUUCCUGUCCUCACUGUGGAAAGACGUUCCAGAAACCGAGUCAGUUAACACGACAUGUUAGAAUACACACAGGUGAAAGACCUUUUAAAUGCAGCGAAUGUGGCAAAGCCUUUAACCAGAAGGGGGCGUUGCAGACCCACAUGAUCAAGCACACUGGUGAAAAACCCCACGCUUGUGCCUUUUGUCCUGCAGCCUUUUCUCAGAAAGGCAAUCUUCAGUCACACAUACAGAGAGUUCAUUCAGAGGUGAAGAAUGGCCCUACGUACAACUGUACAGAAUGUAGCUGUGUCUUCAAGAGUUUGGGUAGCUUAAAUACACAUAUCAGCAAGAUGCACAUGGGUGGUCCACAGAAUUCUGCGAGCGCUUCAACAGAUGUAUCUCAUGUUACGGCGGACUCUGUGACCCAACCUUUAACAACAUCUGCUGCUAAUCUUUUGCAACCUGUUGAUAACAAAUGGAAGAAUGCCACACAUUUUCGGUCUCCACUUCUUCAACAGACAGAAAACCAGGUGUCUUCAGCUACUGCUCAUCAGGGUCAGCAGGCUGUAACUGAUGUCAUCCAGCAGCUCCUUGAGUUAUCAGAACCAGGUCCUGUAGAAAAUAACCAACCUCAACAACCUGGUCAACAACUCAACAUUGCAGUGGGAAUAAAUAGAGACAUUUUGCAGCAAGCUUUAGAGAACAGUGGAUUGUCUUCGAUUCCCGUCUCUGGCCAUUCUACUGACUGCAGCCAGGCUAAGACCCCUGGGGCUCAGGAUCAGAAUCCAGACGUCCAGACUCUCUCAAAUCAUCAAGUUGACUCUAAUAAUGCAGAGCAAGAUAAGGAGCAAGAGAGUACAGAUAAACUGGAUAAAAAAGAAAAAAAGGUUAUUAAGAAAAAAUCACCAUUUUUGCCCGGUUCUAUACGUGAAGAAAAUGGGAUAAGGUGGCAUGUUUGUCCAUAUUGCUCCAAAGAAUUUAAAAAACCAAGUGAUCUAGUGCGCCACAUUCGCAUUCAUACCCAUGAGAAGCCGUUCAAGUGUCCCCAGUGUUUCCGCGCCUUUGCCGUUAAGAGUACUCUCACGGCACACAUAAAAACACAUACUGGCAUUAAAGCUUUCAAGUGCCAAUUUUGUAUGAAAUGCUUUUCCACCUCAGGGAGUUUAAAAGUUCACAUUCGUCUACAUACAG